Messenger RNA from Seminavis robusta, 1332 nucleotides. NCBI's taxonomy places the organism in Eukaryota, Bacillariophyta, Bacillariophyceae, Naviculales, Naviculaceae. The record is from the annotation of a GenBank genome assembly.
AUGAUGAACAUGCUGUGUGGAUCACGCUAUCCAGCUGGCAUGGGAGCGAGGUCGCUCACGGAGCACGUUCAGCUCGCGUAUAUGCAAAAUGAUCUCGCAGUCAUCGACACUCCUGGUUUCUUUUCGUCAACGGAUGUGGCUGGCCAUGUGGGUGCACAAAAGGUCGCCUUGGAGGAACUUCCUGUGUCUGGUAUGUUUUUGGUUGUCAAGUACGGUCGGGCAGACGAUAUCGCAGAGUUGGCCGACACAAUCAUGAACGUUCUUGGAUGCGACGACAUUCGAAUUGCAAUCACUCAUCAAGAUGUCGCGGCGUGCCAGGAAGGAUAUGACCCAGAAGGACUCCGUCGAGAGCUUUCCUCCACGUUGGACAUCAGCGAAGACAAGAUUUUCUCGUUUGGAGAGACAACACCACCUGCGGUUGUGAAGGCGUUCAUUCAACGAACUCUCCACGAGCCACGAUGUGUCAAGUUGAAUGGCGUACAGAUGGCUAAAGUCGCUGCUUUGGGUGUUGGUUCUCGGCGGAUGAACAAACCUCUGAACGCAGUGUUCGCCAAGAUUCUUGCUGCAGAGGUUGCUUGUCGCGAAGCUGUUUCCCAAGGCCGAUGCUAUGAAAGUGACUUCCUCAUCACGACUGUACAGCACGCCACCACGGAGAUGGUCAGCACCUCGAAGCAAGAUUUGUUCCGAGCUCUUGAUGAGUACCAGGAAGAGCAGCAAAACCUCCUGUACGGAAAAGCUGGGGUCAAUCUCAGCCUCCGCCUAAAAGAAUUCACGGAGACGACAAACAAGCUUCUUUCUUACGAUGUAGCCGACAUGUCCAAUCCAAACAAUGUUUGCAAGAAGUGUAACCAUUGUGGAGCCGUCUGGGUCAAAACUGAGGGAUGUGAUGGAGACACUUUUUGUGGAGAAGUUCCGAGCGCUAAACGGGCGGCACCUUUGCUCUUGGAAACAGAGUUCGUGGAGGAGGAUGGCGGACGCUGGGCUCUCUUGUUUCGCCAUGGUCCAAGCCGGUUUCAUGGCUCCGCUAGGGCGACCCGCAGCUGGUUUCAAACGUUGAAUCCCUUCAAACAAGCCGCAACUGUUGGCAAGGGUUCUGGUUCACGUCAUCAGAAGCGAUCAGGUGCCACCAUUGAAUCAGGCUGCGGCGCCGCAAUCUGUUGGUCAACGAUGUUGCCAGUUCCACCUGAAGAUCUUGGAGGCUUGAAGAAGGUGGAAGUCUUGAAGGAGUGUUUUUCGGAGGAGAAUGCCAAGGUCAGAUUUGAAAAUAAGGUUCGCACGAAGGAGAUUGAAAACAAGAGGAUCCUUCUUCGUGCCAUUGAAAAUUCGAAUUGA